Messenger RNA from Clunio marinus, 225 nucleotides. The record is from the annotation of a GenBank genome assembly. Lineage: Eukaryota; Metazoa; Arthropoda; Insecta; Diptera; Chironomidae.
AUGGAAAAGUGCCAAACAAUAGCGGAAAACAUUCCACACAAGUUGUGCGAAGCUUGUGGCUUUGAGCAUUUAUACCUCGCCAUUAAAAAUAAAAACAAAAACAAUUUAUAUGUAACAUGCGAAAGACAUAAACUUAGCUUUGCGUUUGCCUUCCUCAUCUCACGAAUUAAGAAACACAAAUUUGUUUUAGAUGGUCAUGUUAAGACCGACACGUUUGCACUAUAA